UUAGUCUAUUAACGAAUGAAUUGAUGUAAACACAAGACGGUGACAGAUCUCUGGACGGAAGAAAUGGAGCCCGAUAAUUUAAUAGAAGUGGAAAAACUCAACCUCAAUUUCCCUCCAGAAGUUGUACAAGCCAUCCAAGAGAUUCUUCCCAGCGAUGACCCGUUUGAUUCACCAGAGUUCAAUACAGUGGAAUACAUCAACAACCGCUUUCCAGCAGAACAGUCACUCCAUCACAUAGAUGAUGUGUUGGAAGAGAUGCGACUGAAGAUCACUUCCACGGAUGACCAGAUCAGAACUGUCAUCCGGUCACUAACUAAUGUGGAUCAGGAUGGGAGAGCAUCACUUUUAAAUGCACAAGAGGCCAUUGCGGAAUUGUUUGCACGCUUCCAGGAUAUUAAGGAAAGAGCAGGAGAAUCUGAGCAGAGAGUAAAAGACAUAAAACAGCUGGACACAGCCAAGCUAACUCAAAAGAAUCUCACGACCUCUAUCACUACACUCAAUCACCUUCAGAUGUUAGUAGAAGGAGUUCAAAAAUUACAAGCACUAAAGGCUAGAAGAGAAUAUGGAGAGAUUGCAACUCUGUUGCAAGGAGUGAUGAAUGUCCUUGAACACCUCAAUCGUUAUAAACACAUUCCACAAGUGGCAGACUUAGCCCGGCAGGUUGAACAAAUCAGAGGAGAGCUUGAGAAGCAGAUUUUGGAAGAUUUCCACAGAGCCUUUCAUGGACCAAAUGCUCGUCGUUUUGCUCCAACAAAGGAGUUGGCAGAAGCCUGCCUUGUGGUUUCAGAACUAGAUCCCAAAGUCAAGAAAACCAUCAUUGAGGAUGUCAUCAAGACACAAUUAGCUGAAUACGAAGUGCUCUUUGCUGGAGGAGAGAGUGAUGCUUGGUUAACAAAGGUAGACCUAAGGCGCAAGUGGCUCCUGAAAACAGCGGUGGAGUUUGAGAAGACCCUUGCUGCAAUGUUCCCUCCAUCUUGGCAGGUACCAGCACGUUUAGCACUAGCAUUUUGUGAGGUCACAAGAUCUCAGCUGUCUCAUGCAAUGGAGUUGAGACCACAGGACAUUGAUGUUGGCACAUUGCUACAUGCUCACAAGAUCAUGUCUGAGCUUGAAAGCCUCCUUGUGAGAAAAUACACCAGCUUCCAGCCUCAUGACCGCACCCCAAAGUCGUCCGUGUCUACCAAUCCUUUUGUGGAGGAUGAGCAGUCCAGCAAAACAGAAAAUACAAACCCAUUCGAGGAGGCUGCAUCCACAGUAGAGACGCUAGUUUCACCCUUCAGUGGAGCAGUGUGCCGUUGCUUCCAGCCUUACCUCAAGAUUUAUAUAGAAAGCAUGGACAAGAGACUGAAUGAACAGAUUGAGAAGUUUGCCAAUGAUAUGAAGAGUUACAAGUUUGAACACAUUGAUGCAGAGGAAUCUAAUGUUGUACCUUGCUGUGGAGAGCUGUUCACCAUAUACAAAAAUGUCCUUGUUGAAUUCUCGCCUUGGUCCUGGAGAGUAUGGGGGAGGUUGUAUUACAGGAAAAUUGCACCCACCAAAGUGCUCAAGGUUGGAGCACAUCCAAUGCCUAACAUAAUGAAGGACAUUAACAUGAAGGAGCUCACUGCUGUGUUGGCACAAGUCCAGACACUAUGGCGUGAAGGCGACACUCCAAAGCUGAGUGAGGAUGAUGUACGAAGAGUGUGCUCAGUGCUUGUGUCAGCUGAGUACUGUGAAGAGAUGACAGGAAGGUUGGAGGCCAAGUUGAAGGAGAGAAGUCUGCCUUCAUUAGUGCACUCCAUCAGCCUUACCCAUGAACAGGACUUGUUCCAUGCAGUGCUGGCUCAGUGUAUAGCCCUCCUUGUGGCUCACGAGGAGAGCCUUUGUGACCCUGCUCUAUCCUCCAUGACCAAGAUCAAUUGGAUGAUGGAGCAGACGGGUGACCAGAGCCCUUAUGUUACAGCCAUCUCCCAGCACAUUUCAUCAUCCAUUCCUCUGAUCCGGCACAACCUUCACACUUCCCGAAAAUACUUCACAAGAUUUUGUGACAAGUUAGCAGCUGCAAUUCUGAACAAAUUUGUCCAACAGGUAUACAAGUGCCGUCCAAUUAAUAGCGUUGGGUGUGAGCAGUUACUUCUUGACUGCCAUGCACUUAAGGCUGUCAUGUUACAGUUACCUGUUGUAGCAUUGCAGAUGCGGCGUGACCCUCCCCAGACAUACACGCGAAUGGUUGGCAGAGGAAUGGCACGAGCAGAAUUGGUACUGCAGGUUGUGAUGGGUGAAUAUGCAACUCACAAUGACCUUGUUGAUAAGUUCAUCCGUUUACUACCUGACGCAACAAUUGCAGACUUCCAGAAGGUACUAGAGAUGAGAGGUGUAAAGGACCGUGCCUCAGUGCUAGAGCUCUACCGACAACGGACCCUCGGAAAUUCAACAGAAUCUCCUCACCGAGCACAAGUUUCACCAGGCAGCAGCAGCCAAGUAGCAGCACAAAUCCCACCCAGCCAAGCCUCACCUGUGGUCAGCUCAACAGCCAACUCAAGCCCAGAGCACGAGAUGAGCAAGAUUGCACGGCUAGAGAGGAUGUUGAAGUCGCGCAGACUGAUAUCCUAAAGGGAAUUUCGGUUGUGAGCAGAAAGGAACAAAAAGGAAUGUGCAUUAGUACUGGGAUUCUGAUUAGAUUUCUUUGUUUGGUUUUAAGUCUAUCACUUCCUUGUGUAUUGAAAUUAUCAAUGAAGUUACAAGCACUAGAAUGAACCUCUAUGACUGAUUCCAAAGAAGUAAUCCGAAUUCAGAUUGUGUAACUUGGCCAAAGUUAAUAGCUCAGAAUAGGCUUUAUUGCUUUUAUUACUGGUACUGGCAGAAGUUAUUUAUGAACAAAUCAUUUGUUUUAUGUAUAAAAUGUGUUUGUAAAUCAUGAAGUAUGUACUUAGUGCAGACAUUUUGUAAAUGUUGAUUAUGUAAAUAUGUAUGCUGUUAGUUUAUGAAAUAUUUAAUCAUAAUAAAACAUUCUUAUAAUACAACUGUGCCUUUGAAAAACACAAGAACUAAAUCUGUUCUUCAAGAUAGGAGUAAAUUCCUAGGUAGUCAUUCCCGUCAGAAACAGAUUUGUCUUCACAAGAAUGUUGAGAAGCAGGACAUAUCAGAAAAGAGUAAAUUAUACUGAUAUCAUUGUAGGUUUCAUGUAUCUGUAAACAUGUUACAACAAUCACCAUCUCAUGUUCAUGGGAAUAGUACAGUCUUUGGGCUACUGUUUAAGAGUAGAAGCAUAAAUAGCACUUGGUAUGUUUUUCAUGUAUCUUUAUCAUCAUAUCUUCAAUUUUGUAUACAUUGCACGUAAUAUGGAACAUAAUAGACGAGGUGUGCUUCUUCAGGUUGUAAAAGAUGGUUUUGUGGAUUCAACAAGCUUCAUAAAUGAGAGAUCAUAACUUUACUUCUACUUAGUAUUAACCUAUAUAUUCAAGAACUGAAUACAUUUAAUGUUGCUUAGUACAUGAUAGGGAAGAAAAUUGGAGUGGUUAUAAAUUACAAAAGGGAAAAUGUUUUGUAAAGAUUGAGUAUUUGCUAUACUAAUAAGAAGUAAGGGAACUGAUUAUUGUUAAAUACUGUCAGACUUUCAAAGAAUUACACAUUCACAUAUAUAGCCCUGUUUAUAAUUUAGGCUAAUUAAAAUAUUUGAUUUGAUACCAGAGACACAAACAACAAUUAAAUGGAAAUAAGUUUAUGUAUUAUAUCAUGUAAGUUGUCUUUUUAGAGUAGAUUUGAUUUUUUACCAGGAAUCUUCUAAGGAAACAGAAACCAAGGAAGGCAAAGAACAUGCUAUGACAUGGCAUGAUUGAUUACUUGGAUGUGAGAGGAGGAAGAAACAGGCAAUAUAAUCUGUCUCCUCCAGUAUCUGGAAUGUAUCUGGAUCCCCAUCUUUGCAGUCGCUCUGAUCAUUCACACCUUGUCACAAUUACAUCUAAGUCCAAAGCUCGUGCAUUAUCAACCCUAAAUGACCUCACUGGCAAACCCAUUCCUGCCGAAUCUCAUUCCUCUCUUAAUACUUGUACUGGAACUGUUUCCGUCUUCCAGACUGAUUGUCCUAUCUACAACAAGAACUGGUCAGACUGUGAAAAUAACUUACUUGCCUGUUGAUUAUGAUGCAAUGGCAGUACAGUAUUACACUAUUCCUCCCAGAGACCAGUGUAAGUCCCAUAUUAAUAUUGCCAAGAUUAGCUUCUGUAGAUAUGACCAAACCCAUGAAGUUUAUAGUGGUGGAGAGUCUUGCUAUGUCAGACCAUAUUGAACCCUUCUUUGUCAGUGUCAGAAAUGGGGUUUUGACCACCCAGCCAAACAGUGUAGCUCCACAACCUGUUUACUCUAUGUGCCCAACCUGUUCAUGACCGUUCAAAUGGCUCUGCUCACUCACUUACAUAUGCCAAUUGUGGUGACUCCCAUAAUAUAUUUUAUAGGAGCUGCCUGCCUAUAACUUUGCAUGUGAGGUAGCAGUUUUCAGAUUCAAGUUAGGCCUCACUCUACGCGAGGCCAGACAGAAAGCACAGUGACGAGAUUUUUCUUUCUCUAGGUAUUCAAAACUGUCCUUCACUCUACUCCUCUCCCAUUUUCUCAAGAUGUCUCAGCAUCUCCCCCAGUAUCUUUUACCUCUACCUUGAACUAUCCUACCUCCAUCCCCCCUCUUCUCCAGUCAAAUUCAUUUUCCAGUCUAAAUACAGUUAAUCUUAUCUCUACCACUUCCAUGAUGCUUACCCCUCCUCCUCCUCACUUUACCUGUCGCACCAGGCAAUCUGAACGUUUCACUCCACCUUCUCCUACCAUUUCUUUUCUUACAUCCUUCUUCCUCUGCUCCUCAGAUAUCUAUCUCCUUUUCUCCUCCUUACAAGAGAACCUUUGUUUGACCUUUGAUGUCUAGCACAUUUAUUUGUUUCAACCAUUAACCAUUAUAUACCUUACAAAAAAAUGUAUCUAAGAAACCCUAAGUAGUCAAGUUAAAUAUGCUAAAUCGAAUCAGUCAUGAAGGGUUUGGGCAAGGCAAGACAUUUGCCUUAAUUCCUCGAUAGCGGGCAUAGAGUAGUAAAGCGAUCCUCUUGGGCAGGCAUAAUUUCAUGUACCAGAUACUUAGAUGUAAUAUUAUGCCACUCAACCUUCCCUCCGAGGACUUAAUAUUACACCACCUGCAGUUUAAGUGAAUGUGAAUUCCUACACUUGAUGUAAAAAACCUACAGGAUUCCUUUUGUGCGUGUAGAUAAUUAUCCAUUCAUGUUACCUGACAUAUGUCUACAACUGCAAUGGUUUGUAUCAGUAGAGCAGUUAGAUGACAAUUUUGGGAUUAUCUGUGUGUUUCCUGAGGAAGCAUAAAACUUUGAACAGGUGUUUUAAGUAUGCUGAUUUCAUAAUUGCCAUGAACCACCAUUUUACUUCAAUGGUCCUGGCUAAAGAUGGAUAAAUCAAGAUGGCUGCCGUCAAAAAUGCAUUUGAAAAGUACUUGAGUUGAACUUCAAGUCUCGCGCACGAGUGCAUAUUUGUAUGCGUAUGUGUUUAUGUCCAUUUCUUAUGCUUGGGGAGUGUAUUAAAUUACUUAUAAAUUAUUUGUUAUUUGUUGAAUUAAGAAAACAACAACACUUAUGGUUAUGGAUUUGAGCAAGGUCUAUAUACUAAAAUAGACCUUGGAUUCGAGCAGGGGCGGUCGCAGUCCUGAGACGGAGAUUCGAGAUGCUGUGGCGUCAACAGUCUGCUGAUAACGGGCUGGUUAAUACUCAAUGUGUUUGGAGUGAGGGUAGGUUCAAAAGUUAGUAAAGAUAAGAACAAUGGGGUUUCCAAACUUUUUGAGUCUAUGGCCCACCUUUGACAUACCCAGAUCCUCGUGACCCACUACCCUCCAGAGCUGUGAUAAUAAAUCCAUGAUAAAGCAAAUUUACCAGA
Molecule: messenger RNA, 5901 nt
Organism: Penaeus vannamei (Pacific white shrimp)
Lineage: Eukaryota; Metazoa; Arthropoda; Malacostraca; Decapoda; Penaeidae
Gene: Vps53
Product: vacuolar protein sorting 53
Biological process (GO): retrograde transport, endosome to Golgi
Cellular component (GO): GARP complex
Source: RefSeq, a predicted model, not a curated record